This is a messenger RNA of Budorcas taxicolor (takin), 3848 nucleotides long. RefSeq names its product FTO alpha-ketoglutarate dependent dioxygenase (gene FTO). The coding region runs from base 100 to 1617 and encodes 505 amino acids. Gene Ontology annotation, biological process: RNA repair; regulation of multicellular organism growth; DNA alkylation repair. Gene Ontology annotation, molecular function: mRNA N6-methyladenosine dioxygenase activity; broad specificity oxidative DNA demethylase activity; ferrous iron binding. NCBI's taxonomy places the organism in Eukaryota, Metazoa, Chordata, Mammalia, Artiodactyla, Bovidae. The transcript has 9 exons. The record is from RefSeq and is a predicted model, not a curated record.
AGGCGGGAGCAGAACGCCGAGAGAACUACAUGGAGGAGGCGGGGUCCAGGGCUAGGAAUCUACGCGGUUAGUAGUGGCGAAGGCGGCUAUAUCGGCAGCAUGAAGCGGACCCCGACGGCCGAGGAACGAGAGCGCGAAGCUAAGAAACUGAGGCUUCUUGAAGAGCUUGAAGACACAUGGCUUCCCUACCUGACCCCCAAGGACGAUGAAUUCUAUCAGCAGUGGCAACUGAAAUAUCCUAAACUAAUUCUCCGAGAAGCUGCCAGCGUGCCCGAGUUGCUCCAUAAAGAGGUUCAGCAAGCCUUUCUCACACUGCACAAGCAUGGCUGUUUAUUUCGAGAUCUGGUGAGGAUCCAGGGCAAAGACUUGCUCACUCCAGUCUCUCGCAUCCUCAUCGGUAACCCUGGCUGCACCUACAAGUACCUGAACACCAGGCUCUUCACGGUACCCUGGCCCGUGAAAGGCUCUGAUGCAAAGUACAAUGAGGCCGAAAUAGCUGUCGCCUGUCAAACCUUCCUCAAGCUCAACAGUUACCUGCAGGUAGAGACCAUCCAGGCUUUGGAAGAGCUUGCUGCCAAGGAGAAAGCCAACAUCGAUGCUGUGCCAGUGUGCAUAGGUCCAGAUUUCCCCAGGGUUGGCAUGGGGUCCUCCUUUGACGGGCACGAUGAGAUUGACAUGAAGAACCGAGCAGCGUACAACGUCACUUUGUUGAAUUUCAUGGAUCCCCAGAAAAUGCCGUACCUGAAAGAGGAACCAUAUUUCGGCAUGGGGAAAAUGGCCGUGAGCUGGCAUCAUGAUGAAAAUCUGGUGGACAGGUCAGCGGUGGCAGUGUACAGUUAUAGCUGUGAAGGCCCUGAAGAGGAAAGUGAGGAUGACCCUCAGCUUGAAGGCAGAGAUCCUGAUAUUUGGCAUGUUGGUUUUAAGAUCUCGUGGGACAUAGAGACACCUGGGUUGGCGAUACCCCUUCACCAAGGAGACUGCUAUUUUAUGCUUGAUGAUCUCAAUGCCACCCACCAACACUGUGUUUUGGCUGGUUUACCACCUCGCUUUAGUUCCACCCACCGAGUGGCAGAGUGCUCGACGGGGACCUUGGAAUACAUCUUACAGCGCUGCCAGGUGGCCCUGCAGAAUGUCCGCGAUGAGGCAGACAACGGUGAAAUCUCUUUGAAAUCCUUGGAGUCAGUGGUUUUGAAACAAGGAGAAGAGAUCCACAACGAGGUCGAGUUUGAAUGGCUGAGACAGUUCUGGUUUCAAGGCAGUCGAUACAAAAAGUGCACUGACUGGUGGUGUCAGCCCAUGAGUCAGCUGGAAGAGAUGUGGAGAAAGAUGGAAUGGUUGACAAGCGCUGUGCUUCGUGAAGUUAGAAGAGAGGGGGUCCCGAUGGAACAAAAGAAUGAGAUGUUGACGUCCAUCCUCGCCUCGAUCACCACCCGCCAGAACCUGAGGAGAGAAUGGCAUGCCAGGUGCCAGUCUCGAAUUGCCCGGACUUUACCCGCUGAUCAGAAGCCAGAGUGCCGGCCAUACUGGGAAAAGGGUGAUCCUUCGAUGCCUCUGCCAUUCGACCUCACAGAGAUCGUUUCUGAACUCAGAGGUCUGCUUCUGGAGACCAGGCCCUAGAGACAGAGCACAGCUCUCAGGUGGAGGAGGAAGGCUAUUUUCAGUUCCUCUUCUCCACCCCUGUCAUGGGCUUAGGUGAGGGCAGUGUGGGGUAGACUUGGCCUUGAGAUUGUAGAAACUGUUGAGAUGAUAGAGAAUGGCCUUGGAGAUUGUUUCCAGUUGGGAACAAUUAGAGAGUGGAACCCAUGAAGAUUAAAAUGUUUGCAAAUGACACAGUGUUAUAGUGAUUUGGUAUUAAAUUAAAAAUACCCAAAAAAUAUAAUCCCCCCCCCCCCACCAAAACAAAACAAAACUAUUCCCCUCUUGGAUUUUUAAUGCAAGCACCAGAGAGACGAGAAAGAGGUCACUCCUGAGGCCUGGGAAGUGACCAGGGUGAACCCGGCCUUUGGCAGAACCUAACCUACUUUCCUCUUUCCCAAGCCUUUGCAGAGUCCCUACAGGGGAUCUCUCAAGUCAUGGAGGAGAAGACCAAAUUUAGAGGCGUUUAGCCCAUUUUCUCAACACACCCUUCAGAGGCUCUGUGGUCCAGUAUGGUAGCCACUAGGUAGAUGGGGCUUCUACCAUUUAAAUUCCAUUUUAAUUGUAAUUAAAAAUUCAGUUCUUCAGUUGCACGAGCCACGUGUCAAGUGCUUAGUAGCCCAGGUGUGGCUUGAGACUACUGUAUUGGACAUAGAACGUUUUCAUCAUUGUAGAAAGCCCUGCUAGGUGAUACUUCUGUCCAAAGUUUGAGAGCGAGAGAGUCAGUCUUCCAGUUCUCUAGCUGCUCUCCCCACCAGCAAAAUAAAUGAAAAGAGCAAUGCCUCGUUGGAAAGUAGCCUCUUUCCCUUCUCUAAGACAGCCAAGGUUGUGAGCCCUGUACUCUGCACACAGGAAUAGAGUAGUGUUGAAGAUUAAAAAAACUGACAUCCUGCCUUUAGGAAGUUCCCCUGAUCUAAUGAAGGAGACAAAACUCUGUUUACAUUGCUUCUUGGAUUUAACCAACACACUGCAUAUUUCUUUUCCUUUAAUUCCCACAUUCACACAUAAUGGCUAGAAUUGAGGCUUGAAGAACCCUAGUGCCCCAUCCUGAUGAUGCUGGAGCACCAGAGAGACGAGAAAGAGGUUAGAACUUGGGCUUUGAUUUUCGAGUGCCUAGAUGCAAAUGCCCACUGGCUUGUGAUCUUUGACGUGUGACUGUGCCUCGGUUUCCUCAUCUGUAUAAUGGGGAUACUACAGGCACACCAAUUCCCAAGGGGAAGAUGAAAUGAAAUAACCUAGCUACAGAUUUAGAACAAUCUCUGGUACCCAGUUAAACACACAGUAAAUAAUAUUAGUAAAAUAUUAUAUAUCAGCAAGCUGACCUGCUGUAGGCAUUUUCCCCUCCCUUCCUCAAUCUUGGUGCCAGUUUGUCUCAUGAUGCUAUGAACCCACCUCUCCCUUUCGGGCCUGGCUCUCACCCUGUGGUGGCCCCAGAAAUCACGAGACUAGUCAGCCCCUCUCCCCAGCCUGUCACCUCCUCUUGUCAUCUGCAGUAUUCAGGAAGCUGAGGAGCUUUUUUACCCAUUCAGAGGUACCCUGAGAACUAAACUCUCCCGCCAUCAGAAUCUCACCGGUUCAAGGUAUGGGCUCAUUUCUAUGGAGUUAACCUCAGAGAGAUCAUGACACACAAGGCAGGCGGGGUUUCACCGUCUUGAGACUCUCAAAUCUUAGAUGAGUUCCCUGAUGCCCUUAAGCCUCAGUCUUCUCAUCAGUAAAAGAAGAAGUGCUCCCUCUUAUGGUUGCGGGAAAGAUGAAAUGAAAUCAUGGAGGCAGGGUGUGCAGGGCAGCCUCGGGACCACAUAGCCUCGUGUUUUAUUUCACCCCCCGGAAUGUUUGUUCCUUGUCAUAGUUCAUGAGGAGCCAGUAUUUAAAAAUGGAAGAUUUCAUAUAACAUAAAGACGUGUGCAUCCUCUUUAAAAUUCAGAGCAUCCAGCAGCCUCCACCCUGACAUGGCAGAGAGCUAGGUAGCAUCCUCUUAGGUGGGGCAUGAACCCUACGUGGCCCCCGUCGCUCCCAGUUACCAUUUAUUGUGAAUCUGACCAUCUUUGCCCCUUCAUGUCAGCACUUGCUUGCUUGCACCCGUAGAGUAGAAAUAAAUAAUAAUUGUGUGCUUACCCCAAUAUGUGUGUAUUACUAUCCAGCUAUCGUUGUGGACUGCUUGUACUAAUAUGCCAUGUACAUCAUCAAAUACACAUAAACAAUAAAAAUAUUGA